Rubroshorea leprosula is the source of this 1379-nucleotide messenger RNA. The record is from the annotation of a GenBank genome assembly. Lineage: Eukaryota; Viridiplantae; Streptophyta; Magnoliopsida; Malvales; Dipterocarpaceae.
CAUUACAGGCGAUCCGUUCGGUUACCGUCGAUUCUCGAUUCGAACAGUCGGGUUUUUCGCUUUUCGCCAUUCGGUCCCACAUCUACACGCCGCGCGAAGAAAAUAAUCUGUUGCAGUUUCAGGCGUAAAGCGCCUUUUCUGUGCUUAUCUGCUUCCCUGUCCUCCGCCCCGGCGCCGUCGUUUGCCCCGUAAGGGACCGGGACAAUCCUAAUUUUCUUGCUGUCCAUGAAGAGGAGUUGAAAACUGAAGAAUAGAAUUGCUUGAUAUGGACUCAAAUAGCCAAGCAUCACUUGCUAGUCUCCCUGCUCUUUCCUAUUUUUCUGAUCUUGAUCAAGCUAUUGCUUCUUAUUGCGGUAGUACUGUCAUGCGGGAAAAGGAAAUGGAUGGGCAGAGUCAGGAAGAAGGUUCCGUUUUUAUUUUUGUGUAAUGGAAGAACAAAACCACAAUGUUAUCUAUACUGUGUUUUCAGGCUUCCUGCUUGAAGAAUGGAUGUUCUUGCAAAAAUCAGCCUGGCACGAAGAUUCUUAUUUGAUUUUGGAAUGAAGCUUCUCUAUGGAGUUCAUGAGGUAAUCUCUGGUAGACUGUUGAAUUUGGAAGAAGCUGCUAUUGGUGGUAGGUUUCCCACUCAUGGAAGUGUUCUAAUGCUAUUAGUUCAAAUUUAGUACAUGCUGGGUGAAGAUCUAAGCAUAAGAAGAAACAAGCAUAUGCCACACAACUAUAUUGUUGAUAUUGAAGAUCCAUGCUUAGAUACAGAUGUAGAAGGUAUUCAGGUGCAUUAAGCACUGCUCCUUGGGGUUUUUUUUUAAAAUAAUAUCAAGAAAGACAUGAUUGAUAUACCUUUCAGGAAAGAAAUGGUGGGUAUGCUGCAUGCCAUUUCAACACCAUUCUUAGAAGCCUUGGUUUGUCUUGCUUGCUUCUGUUUGGCAUGUAAAAUUGUCAAAUUGAAUGAAUCAACAAGAUAUUAAGUUGUUUUCCUUCCCUCCAUGAUUUUUAGUGGUUGCUUCAAUUUGCCAAAAUGAGACAUUCACUUUUGGCGUCCAUCUAACUAGGGUACUUUCACGCCGUAGUUUGACAGCAUCCACCAUAAUCUACUGGGAGCACAUGCCCAUAGUUCAUCCUAGUUAAAUGGGUUCAAGCUGUUUCUCAUAUUCUGUUUUUCAAGUUAUUUUUUCAGGUGAGGUUCAAGAUUUACAAUGAUUCUUUACCUCUUCUGGAGAGUUCUUUUAGACAGGCCAUUGAGUAUGAUUAUCAAAAGGGUACCAAGUUCAGUCAAGAACUCAACAAGAAGCAAGUGAGAAGAAUCUGUGGAAUUUAAUCUUUUCCAUUAAUUUAUUUGUUCAUACUUCUCUUUUAUUGAGUAGCAUGUGUUAAUAUGGUGC